UUUGUUAAAAAUUUCCGACGCUGUUUACUUUACCGUUGCGGGCUGCCUGUGUUGAAGAUAAUUCAAAAUGGCGGACAAAACACGGGUAUUUACUUCAAGGGGCAAACGAAGCUCGAAUUAGCCGAAAAUUCCUAAAUAUUAUUCCCAAUUUGUUUUCUACUAGGAAAAUGUUUGAAACAGGCGACUGGGGAGGCUCAGAUCAGAAGCAGGAUCAUCUUAUUUAUGGGCUUUUUGGAGAAAUUUCUGCUAAUGAAAAUGAAGCUGCUGCAGCGAUCAAAUCGAAGGAGAAAUCAGAGGAGUCAGCCGAAAAUACAAGAAAAAAGAGAAAACACAGAGGUAAUACAAAGCGUAAAAAGACAUUAGGCACCGAUAGCUUAGCCAAUAGUGACAGCAUUUUGAGUAACAUAGAAGCUGACUCGGAAGCUGUUGGGUUGGGAAAAACAAAGAACAACAAGCGUAUAAAGCAAGGAGACAACGAAUCAAACACUAAAAUGGGACACCAAGUCAUGAGUGAAAAGCCCCCAAAAGCGAUCAAGGGAGAAAGUUAUAAGAAGGAUGAAUAUGAAUUGAAAUCUGGCAAUUCUCAAAGUCAUAAAAAGACAAGAAAAAAGAAGAAGAAAUCAAGCAAUGAAGAGGAGGGAUUAAAAGCCCAGACAGAUGAAAAUCAAGCAAAAGAGUUGACCAAAGAUGAUGUGUUGACUCGUCCAAAUUCUUAUUAUGAUACUUUACCCCCUGUACAGCCUGUAAAGAAGGCCAGUCUUGGAGAGAAAAUGAAAAGCAAACUUGAGUCAUCAAGGUUCCGUUGGAUAAACGAGCAGUUAUACACAACAAGUGGUGAUCAUGCAUUGACAAUGUUCUCAGCUGAGCCUGCACUGUUUGAUGUUUACCACAGAGGAUUCAGAACUCAAGUUGAGCAUUGGCCAGUGAAUCCAGUCAAUGUGAUUAUUCAGUGGCUACUGGAAAGGCCUGUGUCCCUGAUUGUUGCCGAUUUUGGUUGUGGUGAUGCCCUUAUAGCUCAAACUGUUCCUAACAAGGUGCAUUCCUUUGAUUUGGUGGCAAAGAAUGAUCUUGUGACAGCAUGUAACAUGGCUAAUGUACCUCUUGACUCCAGUAGUGUUGAUGUUGCCAUCUUUUGUUUGUCAUUGAUGGGGACUGAUUUACAAAACUAUCUAUUGGAAGCUCACAGAGUACUAAAGAAAGGUGGGAUUUUAAAAGUUGCAGAGGUGGUCAGUAGAGUCGAUCCUGAAGCAUUUGUGGAUUCUCUCAGUCAGCUUGGAUUUAGAUUAGAGUCAAGGGAUGAGUCCAACAAGAUGUUUAUUCUAAUGGAUUUCACGAAGGUGAAGAGGAAGAUGCCAGACUGUGCUGAGCUCUUAGGGCUCAAACUUAAACCAUGCAUAUACAAAAAGAGAUAGUCAUCUGAUAAAAAGUUUUUUUUGUAAGGGACAUUAAAUGAAUGGCUAUUGAUUUUUAGAUUUGUUUAUGAUAGUAUAGAAAAAACAAAUGUGAGCACUAUUGUUUACAAAAAUAAAACUGCAAAUCAAA
Molecule: messenger RNA, 1542 nt
Organism: Nematostella vectensis (starlet sea anemone)
Lineage: Eukaryota; Metazoa; Cnidaria; Anthozoa; Actiniaria; Edwardsiidae
Product: ribosomal RNA-processing protein 8
Exons: 5
Coding region: 168-1412 (414 amino acids)
Biological process (GO): regulation of transcription by glucose; rDNA heterochromatin formation; cellular response to glucose starvation
Cellular component (GO): chromatin silencing complex; rDNA heterochromatin; nucleolus
Molecular function (GO): methyltransferase activity
Source: RefSeq, a predicted model, not a curated record